This is a messenger RNA of Aspergillus oryzae RIB40, 1245 nucleotides long. Its product is annotated as WD40 repeat domain-containing protein. The coding region runs from base 1 to 1245 and encodes 414 amino acids. The record is from RefSeq and is a predicted model, not a curated record. Gene Ontology annotation, molecular function: protein binding. NCBI's taxonomy places the organism in Eukaryota, Fungi, Ascomycota, Eurotiomycetes, Eurotiales, Aspergillaceae. The transcript has a single exon.
AUGACCAUGUCCAUGAACGGAAGAAAAUUUGUGCAAAAUUUUACCUAUAACCUUGAGCGUGACUUCGCUUCUCCCGCUGGAGAACCUGCCGCCUGGGCUCCAGGCCAUCCGAAGCGAUGGGGACAAGAGAGAGCAAAGAUUGGGCUGGGUGGAAUAGCAUCCACACCCACUCUGAGUCCCGAUGAUAAACUUGUGGCAGUGGGGGUCAAUGAAAAAAUACUCGUCUUCGAUGUUGCUACGCAGGCGUCUCUCGAAGUAUUGACCGAUGAAAAGCGGGUUGAGAGUGUCCAGUUUGCACCAGGUGUGGUCGACAGCCGCGAUGGCAAACAUGCCCGGUAUUUGCUGGCGUCACAAGGCGGCAGUGAUGAGAACCCACAGGUGAUCAUAUGGGAGCUGGACGAGAAGGGGAAACUCGUCACCACGACAGAGCCCCGACUCGUCUUCGAGGGCGAGCUCGGCUCUUUCAGUCCGGACGGCAAGACGCUGGUCUUUUUCAGCCAGAACGAGACAACUCAAGAGGAAAGCCGCGAAGCUGCAGCUCUUCCCUGUAUCAAUCUGUGGAAUAUCGAAACCCAAUCCUUUCGACACCACCUGCUGGGCCACACGGACCGGAUCAUGUGGGCUGCCAUGAGCCCCGAUAACAAGCUGGUCGCAUCCGUCGCAUGGGAUGGCAUAGCCCGGGUCUGGGAUGCCUGGUCCGGGUCCUGUCUUCACGUCUUGGGGCCGAUGGGCGGCCAGCUCUGGAGCGGAGCCUUCUCUCCGGAUCAAGAAUUUCUCGCCUUCAGCCAGGGAGAUCCCCGGACCUAUAUCCACGUCUACGAUAUCGCUACGGGGAAGCAGGUAUCUCGCUUUGAUAAAUUGCACAUGGCGACCCGUUCUCUGUCCUGGAGGCACGACGGGACCAUGCUCGCCUGCGGGGCUGAUGACGGGACACUUUGUAUCUGGGAUCCAUACACUGGAGAGGAGCGGAUGCGAUGGUGUCUCGCAUUCGAUGACUUCCUUAUGUGUCGCUUUGCUAACACUCGAGCUGUGCAGUUUGUGGAUGGUGGCAAGAAGUUGGUGUUUCAGAUCCGAGAGGGAACCGUGGAAGUGUAUGAUUUUGAGAGAAAUCUCAAGCAGCAGUUUACAAGAGGAGUGGACGACAAGAUAGACAGAUGUCCUGUCUCGGAGAUGGUCUGCUCAAGGGAUUCCAAAUUUGUUGUGGUCCCGGAUAUGGAUGGAUCCUUGAGAGUUUGGGAUCUCUAG